CGUUGUUUUACGAACGCAAGUAACGAAACCGCGACGGCCACUCAUAUUAAUGCCACCACUGUAACUGUGUUCGAAAGGGACGAUGUUCCACUUUGAAGCCAUGAAACAAAAAGUUUCUUCGGGAAAAAAAAAUACAGGAGUGCAAACUCUGAUGCGUUAAUUACUCUCUUUCAGUUUGUUUAUUCCACAAUUAAGCAUAUACAUUUAACCUAACAAAUUCGUUUGCCCUUGAAAGGGAACAACAUUACUAUGGAUUUUGACUCAUAUUUUGGCAUUACCCUGUCACACCCACCCUCGUCAGAACCUCAACAACAGCUACCAUCGCAGUUGGCGCAAACCAACGAGCCUCCGUAUCACCAGGAUACCAUCAGUCCAGAAUCAGACAGGUCGGCCACUUUCCAACAGGCGCCCACGGAUGGUCAAUUGAAUUUUGCAGCCAACAUACCAAGUACGGGGGUUAACGAGUAUCCACUUGUGAACCAAACCCUUGAUCCGUUGGACUGGUAUCUGGAUGAUAAAACCGCGAAGCAGCAACCACCGUCCUUGACACCUAUUUCAUGUACGUCUUCGUCCAACAGUGGAUCUUUAUCCGCUGGUGAACAAUCGCCGUUCUCGCCCCCAGCAGUGAACACGGAUUCGUUUGCACCAUCCGAUUAUUCAGCGCCAAUCAUGAUGAAUGAUUUUGAUCAGAAAACGAACUCGACCUUUUUUCCAUCUUAUCAACAAUGUCAGCAUUCGUUGCAAACUCCCCAGCAACCACAGCAACCCCAGCAGCAGCAGCAGCAGCAGGAACCCUCACCGAUAUCCGAUUAUCGCCAACCUCAACAGCGCUCACCGGAUGAAUGCGUGGUUUCGCCUCCCAUGCCCAUUUCUUCAAUGGCCAAUAGCGCCCUAUCCAAACCACUGCCAAGUUCUUGUCCCAUAGAGAACACUCUGUCGUACGCGUUUGGUUCAAUGACGGAUUGGGCCGAAAAGCAAAGAGUAAACCAUUCGGGACCUCACCCUCCGUCCAAACUUGUCAUUGCAAACGGUCAGCAAUUGAAAAAAGUAGCUCACAAUGCUAUCGAACGCCGGUAUCGAAACAACAUCAACGAUCGUAUCCGAGAUCUCAAAAGCGUAGUGCCGGCGCUUUACCUUGCCAAAGUCAACAAGAACAACAAGUCGCUAAGUCCAGCUGACGAUGAAGACGACGACGGAGACGACGGAGACGACCAUGGAGGCGAAAUUGUGGAAGGCGUUGAAGUCGCUAAAAAACUCAACAAAGCUGUGAUUCUACAUAAAGCCACCGAGUAUAUCAAGUAUCUUAAGCAUAUGAAUUCCUUGGCCCAGCAGGAAAGCGAAAUUCUUCAGCAAAUUCUUGGACAAAUGCCUGGCGGAGCUCAAGUAUUGAAUCGAUUCCGUGUACAAAAGGAGAAAUUCAGAAAAUUCGAGGAAGAACAACUUGCACGUGAACGCAAAGAAACCAUGGAACGCGAACGCAUUGAGCGUCAGAGAAUUCUCAAAGAACGAGCCGUUCAAAGAGCCGCAUUGACUGAAUUAUUGCCCAAAACGGAACGUCGUCCUUACCGUCGUAGAUGCAAGAAAGUGGAUACUGCUGCCGCUUCAUGCGACUUGGAUUCUCCGCUUGCAAACGAUAAUUCAGCCGGAUCAUCGCCGUCCGUCACUUUUAUGGCCUUCUUUAUGUGCUUGUCUGUCUUUUCCGUACCCUUUUACCAAAACCCAUCUUCGGUAACAAAGCAUCAUCAGAUGUUUACCGACUCUAUUCAUGUAUCAAAUUGGUCCACUAUGCUGGAUAUUCGAUUCAUCGCAAAGUGUCUUGUAUGUUGCUGCAUGGCUUACUGCUUUAUUGCUUACAUGGUUCGCCAAUGGUUACACCCUAGACCGCCCGUUCUGCAUUCCAAACGAAAGGGUUCCUACGCGUCGGCACGGACAGACAGUUGAUUGUCCUUCGUAGUCUAGGAUACCCUCCAGCAUAAUUGUCGUCUCACUUGACAGAAAAUUUUCCUUAA
This is a messenger RNA of Radiomyces spectabilis, 2009 nucleotides long. RefSeq names its product helix-loop-helix DNA-binding domain-containing protein. Bases 250 to 1941 code for a protein of 563 amino acids. Gene Ontology annotation, molecular function: protein dimerization activity. The record is from RefSeq and is a predicted model, not a curated record. The transcript has 3 exons. NCBI's taxonomy places the organism in Eukaryota, Fungi, Mucoromycota, Mucoromycetes, Mucorales, Radiomycetaceae.